GUCGGCCAGUUAUUCAAAUUAUCAUUUUCGAUAACCAUUAAAAUGAAUCGACAUGGCUCCUCAAUAUUGCAUACAACUGUUCAGUAUUUAAAACACUAAAUCUGAAUAGCAUUAUGUAAAAAAAAAUGCCUUACAUUUCAUCACACGCCUCCAAAACGCUCGGAACUCGAAUCUUUGCAUAUUUAAUGUAUUCCGAGUUACAAACGUGAGAUCAAAUGAAAUAUGCGAUGAAGCACGUUCUCGGACGCAAAUAAUCUAUAAAUAACAAAUGAGCACAAUUACAAUAUCCUGCUGAAAAGGCUGUUAUAUCUCAAGACACGGCUACGUGAUCCGACCUUUUUAGUCAUCAAUGAUAGUUUGAAAUAAAUAACGUCAUUGAUAUUUCAAAUAAUUGCAAAUGUAUUGACUGAACGAAACGUCUUUUAGAAUAGUUGAGUUGAACAAUAAAUAGAAAAGAUAACAAGAUAAUAGAAAAGAUAAGAAAAGAUAACAGAAUGAUCAGAAAAGGAUUUAAUACGAGAUGUUUACUGUUCAGGAAUUUUACUUCAAAAGCCAAUGAGCCUAAGGAGCUGCAAAAGACAGAAGAGCCUCAGACGAAGAAAGAAGCAGAUCCUUGUGCGGAAGUAAAGAAACCGAAAGCCAAGAAGUAUCCACCCGUCAACCUGCAUGGCCCUCAGAGCUUCAAGCUCAGUGAGAAGAGACCUUACUCGCCAUUUCAUUUCAAAGGACAGUCCACAGUGGAGUGGGUGGUCGCCCGAGCUGAUGACAUACUCAACUGGGGGAGGAAGAACUCCUUGUGGCCUCUGACCUUCGGUCUCGCCUGUUGCGCGCUAGAAAUGAUGCACUAUGCCGGUCCCAGAUACGACAUGGAUCGCUUCGGCAUGGUGUUCCGUGGGACUCCACGUCAAACGGAUGUGAUCAUCGUGGCGGGAACUGUCACCAACAAGAUGGCUCCCAUCUUGCGCAAGACCUACGACCUCAUGCCGGAUCCCAAAUUCGUUGUGUCAAUGGGUAGCUGUGCCAACGGCGGCGGCUACUACCACUACACGUACUCCACCGUGCGAGGAGCUGAUAGAAUCAUACCAGUCGAUAUCUACGUCCCAGGCUGUCCUCCGUCGGCCGAGGCUCUGUUGUAUGCGAUGCUGCAGCUCCAGAAGAAAGUUAAACGUAUGCGCAUGGUUCAGACCUGGUACAGGCAUUAAAUAAACGUUCCGUUUAAAAGAA
Messenger RNA from Danaus plexippus (monarch butterfly), 1224 nucleotides. Its product is annotated as NADH-quinone oxidoreductase subunit B 2-like. Gene Ontology annotation, molecular function: NADH dehydrogenase (ubiquinone) activity; quinone binding; 4 iron, 4 sulfur cluster binding. The transcript is spliced from 5 exons. The record is from RefSeq and is a predicted model, not a curated record. The coding region runs from base 495 to 1202 and encodes 235 amino acids. Gene Ontology annotation, biological process: aerobic respiration; mitochondrial respiratory chain complex I assembly; electron transport coupled proton transport. NCBI's taxonomy places the organism in Eukaryota, Metazoa, Arthropoda, Insecta, Lepidoptera, Nymphalidae.